Messenger RNA from Phragmites australis (common reed), 1500 nucleotides. RefSeq names its product GTPase ERA1, chloroplastic. NCBI's taxonomy places the organism in Eukaryota, Viridiplantae, Streptophyta, Magnoliopsida, Poales, Poaceae. Bases 83 to 1324 code for a protein of 413 amino acids. Gene Ontology annotation, molecular function: ribosomal small subunit binding; GTP binding; rRNA binding. Gene Ontology annotation, biological process: ribosomal small subunit assembly. The transcript is spliced from 9 exons. The record is from RefSeq and is a predicted model, not a curated record.
UCGUCGUCUCGGGUGCUUCCUUCUCUUAUCCCCAACAAAAGCACGCACGCACUGCGAACUGCCACUCUCGACUCUCGAGGUCAUGGAGCUAGGCCUCGUGCUCCGGCUCGUCGCGCCGCCGCCGCCGCCCUGUCACUCCCGUCGAGCGCUUCCCCCGCCGCUGCCUUUUCUUUCUCCGUCUACGCUGCGGGGAAGCUGCGUCCGCUCCUCGAGGCUGGAGCAUGGGGUUGGGGUUAUGUCCAGUGCGAGUAUGACCUAUUCAGGAGUGGAGGAGGAAGAAAUGGUGGAAGAGGAGGAGGAAGCUGAAGGGACGGUGAGCACGAGGCCGCGCCUGGAGCUUAUCGAGAAGCCGGACCGGAGCCUGGCGCUGCUGGAUGAGUACGAGUCGGAGGAGCUGGGCACCUCUCUUUGCGCCAAUCACCGCAGCGGCUAUGUUGCUGUUCUGGGGAAGCCAAAUGUUGGCAAGAGCACCCUUAUAAACCAAAUUGUUGGUCAGAAACUUUCAAUAGUAACAGAUAAACCGCAAACUACACGGCAUCGCAUUCUCGGUAUAUGUUCUGAACCAGAAUACCAGAUAAUACUUUACGACACUCCUGGUGUCAUUAAAAAGGAGAUGCAUAAGCUGGACUCGAUGAUGAUGAAGAAUGUCAGGAGCGCUAUUGGCAGUGCAGAUUGUGUGCUUGUUGUUGUUGAUGCUUGCAAAGUGCCUGAAAAGAUUGAUGAAAUGCUGGAAGAAGGUGUGGGAAAUAAAGAUACUAAACUUCCUGUUCUGCUAGUAUUGAACAAGAAAGAUCUCAUAAAACCAGGAGAAAUUGCAAAGAAACUUGAGUGGUAUAAAAAAUUCACUAAUGUUGAUGAUGUUAUACCUAUAAGUGCUAAAUUUGGUCAUGGAGUAGAUGAUAUCAAGGAGUGGAUAUUGUCAAAGCUCCCUAUGGGUCCUGCAUACUACCCCAAGGACAUAGCCAGUGAACACCCUGAGAGAUUUUUUGUUGGUGAAAUAGUGAGGGAAAAGAUUUUUGUUCAAUAUAGGCAGGAAAUUCCAUAUUCAUGCCAGGUUAAUGUUGUCAGUUACAAAAGCAGGCCUACUGCCAAGGAUUUCAUUCAAGUUGAGAUACUUGUUGAGAAGGAAUCACAAAGAAGCAUUAUCCUUGGGAAGGAUGGCAAAGCCAUAAAGAUGUUGGCAACCGCAUCAAGGCUUGACAUUGAGGAUUUCCUGCAAAAGAAGGUUUACCUAGAGAUAGAGGUCAAAGUGAAGGAAAACUGGCGGCAAGAUGAACGCCUUUUGAAACGGUAUGGGUACGGUGGGGAGAUUCAAGCAUUAUGACUAUGGUGGUGCUAUCAGCUGUCAAGAGUAGAGAAUGACCUUUUUCUUCCUUUCUUCUUGGUGCUGUGAGUGAGAAGUUAACUCGAAUUAGUUCGGUUGUUAGUGAAGUUCUCUCAGCAAAUUUUGUGAUCUUGAUGUACUAUGGAAUUGAUAGAAAGAAGCAUAGUUCUGCUCUA